UUUGCUUUCUCUGCUUUCUCUGCAGUGCUGCUUAUCAUCCACAACUUUCUUCAUCUUCUCGCUCCAAGUAAACCAUCAUGAGUCGUGUUUCCUAUCGAACAUCCUCCGGAGGAGCUAGCAGAGGCUUUACCUCCGGCUCUGCAAUUGUUGGUGGUAGCGGUGGUGGGAGAGGCAACUUCAGCUCCUACUCGGUCUCUCGAGUUGGAGGAGCAAGAGCUGGAGGGGGUGGCGGCUAUGGAGUUGGCGGAUUUGGCAGCCGAAGCCUGCACAACUUGGGCGGAAGCAAGCGAAUUGCCUAUGGUACCGUUUGUGGAGGUCUAAGAUCUGGCUAUGGUGGAGGAUAUGGCAUUGGUGGAGGAUCCGGUUUUGGUUUUGGCAUGGGUGCAGGUGGAGCUGGCUAUGGCAUGGGUGGAGGUGGAGCUGGCUAUGGCAUGGGUGGGGGUGCUGGGGGUUUUAUGGUAGGUGGACCAGGCUUUGUAAGAGGUGGUCCAGGUUUUCCAGUUUGCCCCCCUGGUGGCAUCCAAGAAGUGACCAUCAACCAGCAACUCUUGCAACCUCUCAAUCUUGAGAUUGACCCAGAGAUUCAGCGAGUGCGUUCUCAAGAAAGAGAACAGAUCAAGACACUCAACAACAAAUUUGCCUCCUUUAUUGACAAGGUCCGAUUCUUGGAGCAGCAAAACAAAGUCCUUGAGACCAAAUGGGACCUCUUACAACAGCAAGGGACUCAAGUUCAGCAUCGCAACAUUGAGCCUCUUUUUGAGGGAUACAUCAACAACCUCAGGAAGCAACUUGAUUCUCUAGUAAAUGAACGGGGAAGACUGGACUUGGAGCUGAGGAGCAUGCAAGACAUGGUGGAGGACUUUAAGAACAAAUACGAAGAUGAAAUUAACAAGCGAACAGGUGCAGAGAAUGAAUUUGUGGUGCUCAAGAAGGAUGUGGAUGGCGCCUACAUGAAUAAGAUUGAACUUGCUAGCAAAUCAGACUCACUGAAUGAUGAAAUUGAGUUCUUGAAAGCACUGUUUGAAGCGGAAUUAAGUCAAAUGCAUCAGCAAGUGUCAGAUACCUCUGUUGUAUUGUCCAUGGACAACAACAGAAGCCUGGACUUGAAUAGCAUAAUUGCUGAGGUCAAGGCGCAGUAUGAAGAUAUUGCCAACAGGAGCCGGACUGAGGCCGAAUCAUGGUAUCAAACCAAGUAUGAAGAACUACAACUGAAUGCUGGGCGCCAUGGUGAUGACCUUCGUAACACAAAGUCAGAAAUUUCUGAGCUUAAUCGGAUGGUCCAGAGACUGCGGAGUGAAAUCGAUAACUUGAAGAAACAGUGUGCCAACCUUCAGGCAGCCAUUGCUGAGGCUGAAGAUCGUGGUGAACUUGCCCUCAAGGAUGCUAAGCAAAAGCUGAAUGAAUUGGAGGAAGCUUUACAAAGAGCCAAACAAGAACUUGCCCGGCAACUCAAGGAAUAUCAGGAGCUCAUGAAUGUCAAACUGGCCCUCGACAUCGAGAUUGCCACCUACAGGACGCUGCUAGAAGGAGAAGAAAUCAGACUGCAAGAAGGCGUUGGAAAUGUCAGCUAUUCUGUAGUCAGCAACACCACUACCACUGGAUAUAGUGGUGGAAGUGGCCUGUCCGUGGGAGGAGGUUUCGGCGCAGGAAGUGCUGGAGGGUUCGGAGGAGGAUACGGAGUUGGAGUCGGUGGCGGUGGUGGCGGUGGCUACGGCAUUAGCGGUGGCAGCAACUAUGGAGGAGCCGGUUAUGGUUCAGGGUUCGGCAGCGGAGGUGGGAGCAUGUACAGUAGUGGAGGAGGUCGCCAUUCCUCAGGUGGUGGAGGAGGAGGUUCCAGUGUAAAAAUUGUAUCAAAAACCAGUACAAGCAGGAAAUCUGCCUACUAAAGUCGGGUCCUCUCCUCCUCCUCCUCCUCCUGAAUGACAAUUCGCUUCACCAUGCACAUCAUGCCUGUCGUGUAAAUAAUGGCAAGGGAAAACAAAACAAAAAAAAAUGCGCUUUUCCUCUCUGACACUUUCACCUUUUCCAUCAAGGCCUAGCUCUAACAUUAACCUGGAUAUCUGCAUCCACAUCCAACACACUCGAUCUGUUCCUCUGUUGGAACUUGACCUGUCAUGGCUGAAACACGAGUUUCUCCACCUGGCACAGCUUUAGCAGGGAGGCCACAGUUGGUUCACAGAAGGAAAUGCAACCCCAUUAAGCGAACCGUUUGUGGAAUUGUUUCAAGAAGGGCCUCAGAUCAAGAGAGUCUCUAUGUAGGUCAGUGAGAGGGUUGUGAGCAGGUAUACAAAAAGAAGGUCUGCGGUAUCCCAUUCCAACGUUACUUCUCCAAUUGCGGCAUCAGCCGUUCAAUGAAUAUCAGAAAUCCAAUGGGUGUAAAUCUUGUGCCAAACAUUUCUCUAACAAAACCGGUUUCUGCAACCCGGCCUUAUUCACCUACAUCAGCGUCUUUUAUUUUGCGCAAGAGACAUUCCAGUUUGCCAGCUAUUGUACUCCUGGGUAUGUGCAAAAUAAGGGGGGGAACAUGCAGAAAACCAGUAAUUGUGAACACCUUUUUUGUUUCUUUGAUACAAUGUGUUAGCUUUGAUAUUUAAAAAAAGAUUAAUGAGGGUUUCUAGACUAGCAAACUUCAUGGGCUUGUCUCAUUCCAAACAACAUUUCUGAUCUUUUCUCCUUUUUGAGCAUAUUCUUUGGGUUUUCAGAUGGAGUCUAUAUGAAGCUACAAACUAUUUUAACCAUGCACUCUUCCGAAGUAAAUUAGCUUUGAGACACAAAUGAUCUGUUCUCUGGCAAUGUUCUGCAAUGUUAUGUUUCCACACAGGGUGUUUACCGGUAUGUUUCCACAGAUGAGUACUCAUUCUCAUUCUUUCUCUCUUCGUCACUUCUUUUCUUCCUUUCUUCAAUGUGAAAGCAAUAAUGGAAAAGGUGAUUGUUUCUGCUGCUGUUAUUUUAUGAAUUGUAAUGCUUGAUUCUACGCAAGUCUGCAUGACAAA
This is a messenger RNA of Thamnophis elegans (Western terrestrial garter snake), 2993 nucleotides long. Its product is annotated as keratin, type II cytoskeletal 5-like. Gene Ontology annotation, molecular function: structural constituent of skin epidermis. The coding region runs from base 78 to 1886 and encodes 602 amino acids. The record is from RefSeq and is a predicted model, not a curated record. NCBI's taxonomy places the organism in Eukaryota, Metazoa, Chordata, Lepidosauria, Squamata, Natricidae. Gene Ontology annotation, cellular component: keratin filament. Gene Ontology annotation, biological process: intermediate filament organization; keratinization. The transcript is spliced from 9 exons.